Messenger RNA from Haliotis rufescens (red abalone), 5091 nucleotides. RefSeq lists its product as uncharacterized. Gene Ontology annotation, cellular component: nucleus. The transcript is spliced from 6 exons. The coding region runs from base 508 to 1728 and encodes 406 amino acids. Gene Ontology annotation, molecular function: DNA-binding transcription factor activity. Lineage: Eukaryota; Metazoa; Mollusca; Gastropoda; Lepetellida; Haliotidae. The record is from RefSeq and is a predicted model, not a curated record. Gene Ontology annotation, biological process: regulation of DNA-templated transcription.
AAAGAGGCAAACGUUCCCUCUGCUUGAACUUUGUAUACACAUCGCCCUGCCGAAGUUAUUUAUACAACAGUCGUGGAGACGGAAUCACCUGUCGAUUUGCCGUUAUUAAUAUAGUUUGAAUCAGACUGAUUGGGGUCCACAACGCACCUGUGUCCAUGGGGGAAGUAGUUCCAUGCUAUAACGAAGACCUUUCGCUUUCUGGGGAAGAAGCACCGAAAAAGAAAGUGGUCAUUGAUCGUGUACAUUUCACUGUUACCGUAUUGAGAAGUUUGUUGUGUUGAAUAUGCGAUGUCAGCAUUUAUCCAUAAUCAAGUCACCAGCGGCGUCAAUGGUGUAAGGCGAUCACGUGACCUGUGACGUCAUGCGCAACACAGCUACCCCUUCAAAAUCCAGAGAUAACAGGUUUUUUAUAUGGCAGUCCAUUAACCCACCUAUACGAAACUUCUUUGAAGACGAACUACAGUGUCAGCAGAUAUUACGGUUUAAUACGUAAUACCAACGAUUGUGAUGUCUUCCUUACGAACCAGCAAAAGCUCAGAAGAUCGGUCGUCAGAUAGUAACCAAGAGCUAGCCGAGAACACGGACCCAAGCAGCCGCAAUCCGGAUACAACGGAGCCGAGUGAAAAGGCUUCAGGAUCCAAGAUGCUUAGUGAGCGACCAUUGAAAAGAGCGGGUAAACGCCCAGGCCGUAAACCAUCAAGAAUAGAUGUCAAAGCUAAACUUGAACGGAGCCGACAAAGUGCAAGGGAAUGCAGAGCACGGAAAAAGCUUCGUUAUCAGUACUUGGAGGAGUUAGUGCUAAACAGGGAACAGGCUAUAUUUGCUCUCAGAGAUGAGCUGGAGGUGUUUAAACAAUGGUGCAUACAAGUCGAUAAAGGGGUUGUAACAGACAAACUUCUCAACACAAUACAUCAGGACUCUUCACAAGGGAAAAAGGGUCAAGGUCAAGCAUCAACUAGCAGCCAUCUUGGAUCAAGUCGGACAAGUACAGUUACAUCAGGAACACAGGGAUAUCUUGAAUCGAGUUCUGGAUCGCAUACUCCUGAUAUGACAGACUAUAGAACCCCGAGUGGGUCAAGAUCAUUUGAGCCCCAGGCUCUGCCUAGUAGUUCUGGAAGACACUUUCCAGGGUCACAUCUAGCUUCACAGCUCCAUGGCUCAGGCGCUCAGGUUCACGACACAAGCUUGUUUCCCAACGCCAUGCCUCACUCAAGCACAAGCAUGGGCCAGAUGCCAAGGUCAAAUACACACAUACCAGGGCUAGUUGAAGGACAUUAUACCAGUGCUCACUUUGGUGCAAGUGUGUCUGGGUCUAUGUACCCAUCCCAGUGUGACUAUCCUGGACAUUCUGUGGGUAAUGUGAGCAACUACCCUACCCCGGGGACAGUUUCACAGAACUACAUAAACCUCAAUAAUAUGAACAUUCCAAACACAUGUGUUGGAUCACCUGACACCAUGACAACACUCACUUCUUCAGCACAAUCAUCCCUCCAUCCCAACUACAACAUCGGUCCAUCAUACAAUCCCCAAGCGUCUACAUCACAAGAUACAGCCAGCAUGGCCCAGGAAAACUCGUGGCUGUCUCUGCUGGUGGAUUUCGAGCCUGGUUUGUCCCGCCAAGGUGCAGAGUCGGCCUGUGGAACUCCCCAGUCUGUAGAUGGUGUCCGGCCUCUUCCAACUGUGGUACAGGACUUCCUCGACUCCUCAGACUCGGGCUCGGACACUUGACAAUAGGUGACUUCUUCUAGGGGUUGACCCUGGGAGGAGUCACUGUUGAUGAGAGACUUAUGAAAUAGGUUUUCAGCAUGAGAUACCUCUAAAACACUGUGCUUUAUCUAUGGUUUAUUCCGGAUUAAUCGUUUUUGGCACAAAUGCAUGUCCAGCAAUGAAAACAAAAUGUGUAUGCUUGACAGGUGCUAUACUAGGGAAUAUAUAAGUAUACAGACCAAUUAAUAAAACAAAUUCACUUUUCAAAACAGUUGUAUGGUCCAUAUAUAUAAUUUUGUGCCUCAAGAAGUGAAUAUAGUGCUAAUCAUUUCACCCUUGUAGAAAUAGCAUUCGUGGGGACAGUCAACAUGCUCUAUAUUUUGAGUACAAUGUAUUACUGUUUCUUGAUUGUACAGGUCUGGCAAAUUAGGUUUGAUUGUUCUGCUAUAUAUUUGCAUCUGUAUUGAAUUAUCCAAUGAUACAGUAAAAAGUUUAUUUUCUUUCGUUCAUAGAAUUUCCAGUAGGGUAUGCUGUACCAUUGUUAAAAAGAACAAAUAUUUAAUUGUGUUGAUUUGAUUUUUGUUUGUUUGAAUUUGUUUCUCUAUUGACAAAAGUUGUUGAUGGUUAACAGGUAUAAGUGGAAAUUGGAAAGUAUUUUUUCACAUGGAUGUGACACAGGGCAGUUUCUAAACUCACAUUCAAACAGUGGACUCAUGCAAUAUUUUAAAUGGCAUAUUUAUAAAUUUUUGUACUGUUGACGCGAAGAAUGGCAUACAUUAUUUGUUUUGUAUACGUUGUUGUUAUUAUUUGAUGUAUUUACUGUAGUGCGGUAUGAUGUAUUGGAAUGUCUCAGAUAAGAAUUCAAUGGUGAUGUGGCUCAUGCCACCAUCAAGAAUGUUUAUUUUGUGAAUUUGGAAUAAAGAGUGCGUAGGAUUAGGAAUUUGGUAUAAGUAUCUGUUUUGGAUUUUUCUUAUCAAUGAAGGUAUUCCCUUUUGAAAACAACAUGAAAUAAUCAUUAUAAUUCUUUUUUAACUUUUUACAAAAUUGGCGAGAGAUUUAUGUUUAUGUUGCUUGAACAAACCCACCGUUAUAUUACAUGACAAACCAUUCCCUGCAAGCUACAAGAAGUGGCAAGUGACACUUUGCAUACAUCAAAAGUAGCUAUGGUUUUAUGCUGUUUAACCAAUAUACCAAACUGUAGCCAUGCCAGGAAGGGCAGUAUUAAAGGGCUUUGGCAUUAUGAGUGCUUGUGCUUUUUUAACAUCAAGUGGGCAGUGUGAUUUAUUUACCGGAGCCAAAGUUGAGAUAUAGUUCAUCUUUUGAAAAUGCAAAAAAAAUGUUAAAAAGUCAUUCCUUGUGAGUUGCUAUACACACCUACAAUGUACAGUGUUACAUCAUAUUUCGAAAGUGCAUCUAGUAUUUGCUUCAGGUAUUGCUAAGGAAAUAGUACCACUGUUAUCCAAAACAUUGCCUGGGUUGAAAAAUGUACAUCCAAUAAAAUGAAAAAGGCAAAGACUUUAUUGAAAUACAUAUAUCAAGACACCUGAGAUUGUUAUUCAGAUAGUACACAUUAUAACAUUAUCAUUCAUAAAAGACGUUUUCUGAUCUUGAUGAUGUUUAUUCUUUUUAUUGUCAAGUCUGAUUUUAAUAUCAGUGUAUUUUGAUUUCAUAUCAUAUAAGUUAAAGUAUUUAACAUGUUUAAGUUCAUUAAAAACAAGAAAUGUCUGAUGUAUAUGUGUGUUUCUUUUUACAUAUUUUAAGGUGAAUAGUGAUGUUCAUUUUCACGUCAACUAUUUACUCUUCCAUUUGACAUCACCAACAGCUGAAGUGCCUGCUUCAUUUAUGCAAACCCUAGUGCAUGAACAUGAUCAUACACUACUGCUUCUAAAACCAAAGGAACCAAUAUUUUUAAAAUGAUAUUAUUUUAUAAAACCCUCAACAUUGAUAAAUACACAUACAACCUUAUUUUUUACAUUUCAUAUUUCUUUUGAAAUAUGCCCAUUAUUUCAAUCUAUAAAUUUGUAAUACGGCCAAAAAAUGUCUUUGUUGUAAUAUGCUUUUUCAUUUGUUAAGUACAUUUUUUACAUUUGAGUGUAUAUUUACCCGUAAGUAGUUCCAUGGUAGUUAUUGGUGUUGAUUGUAUGUUGUUGCCAUGGUUACAUCGAAAGGAAAGAAAUAAUUGGAUUAAGUUUGAAUAAAAUUACAAUCAGAAAAAAGAAUGUUAUUACUACACAUUGUUGCUCAUCCUUUUUAGCAUUGUGUUGUCUGGAAUUUAUAUACUGAAUAAACUCAGUGUUUACUGAGUGUUAAGUAAUAUUAUCACAGUCAUAUGGAAACUGUAUGUCUGAGUAGAGAGCGUUGUUAUUAGUAAUUUCAGUUGACCACAUAUGGUCUGCAAGGCAGCUACCACAGGGUGUAUGCAUUAUGUUUUUCCCCCUUCUUUCUGAAUGACUAUGAUUGAUAGCUUUGUACUCGCUGCUAAAACUUGGCCCCACUGUACUGAUGUUACUCUUGACCAUGCUAACAUUUUAUUUGUUCAGCAGUGGUGUAAAAUUCAGAUCUGAAAUUGUAUUUUUUUUUUAAGGAAUGUUAUUCUUAUUUAUGAAAAGUUUCCGUAUAUAUCCCAUAUUAAUAUCAGUGGGCAUGACACUGUUUAUAUACAUAUGCAAUUACAGCUAUUCCUAUAUUUCUUGUUUUGAUGGGUUAUUAUGGUUAUUGUUUUGUAUCUCUUUGGGUUUCUGAAGCUCAUUCAUUUUGGUCCUUGUGGAUUUAGCUUACUCAGUGAAGGGUAUUGGUAGCUGCUAUGCAGGAGAAUGUCUUGCAUUCAGACAGAAUUGAGUUUCCCCCAUUUUUUUAUAAUUUUUUGUUGUAUUUCUAGCUUGUAUUUGAAAACUAUACUCUCCUUGUGUCAUAUACAUAACAUUAAAACAUUAUGUAUCAUAAGUAAAUAAAUGUAAGAAAGUCUUUUCUGACAUAAUCCUAUGUUACCAUGGUUACAGGUAUUAUUGUCAAACUGUUUUCCUAGUCAAGUGCUUCUAGAUGAUGCAUGUUAAAUAUUUUGUCUGUGUGUAAUACUAUGUCAAUCUGUCCUGGAAUUUAUAGGAUUAAGAUGUUUUAUCAUAUGUUACGAUAAUACCAAGUAUAUGUUCAGUUUUAUUUACAAAUAUGAUAAUAUCAGGACCUUUCUGUUUAGUAUAUUUGGUGUAUGUGUCUGACAUGGAUAAAAUGUUUAUUUAACAGCACUUCAACAUGUUUAUUGUCAACAUAUUCAAUAAAAGAUGAUGUUACAAUAUUAAUGUCAAUAAGAAAGUACUAUAGUAAUGUUCCAUCCUUCAUAAGGAAGCCAUCAGGAAGGUUUAACAUUAUAAACAAUAUAUUUUCUCA